GGAACCUGUGCGCGUCGCACGCUCAGGAAGUGGAUCAAACCACCAGGAGAUCACCGCAGAUAGCGAUUCUCCCAAUUUUUCAAACGUGACCCUCCCGACUCUAAACAUCAGUCAAAUACAUAUUUUUGGGACUUUAUUUGGGUCGAUAAUGCUGGAUGGUCGCCCUCAUGAAACUCACCAGAGAUAUUUACAGGUUGUUGGGUCUCGGAAGCGGGCCUACUAUUCAGCAGGAAGAGGAGCAGAUGAACUGUGGUGGUGCAAACUCUGACCCGAGUCACAAUGCCAUUUUGCCACAGGAUGCAAUAAACGGUGAAGAGGAUUUGAGUGAGGAAGAAAAGGCCCGACAGAAAGCAGAGCGACGGAAAGCCAAGAGGAAGCGCCGUCGAAAUCGUAAGAAGCAAGAACAAACUAAGCAGCACGACAGUGUUGAACGCGACGACGAAGAGGAAGAUGGUGGUGCAGAGUCGGAGCUGGACGAGAGCGAGUCGGAAGCAGACGUCGGUGCUGAAGAGGAGAAACAAAGAGCACAAAAACAGGAGAAAAGUAAUGAUGCAAAACCAGCUGCUCCACAGAACUAUGUUGCCAUACCUGUCCUAGCUCUUGUAGAAAUGAAAGGGUGCCAGAAGACAAAAGCCAGAUCCACUGAAGAGGAGCCCGAGUGGGAUGUGAGCAGUGCCUUUUUUGCUAACGCUGCUAGCCAUAUCAAACCCAAAGGAUCAAGUCGCAAGUCCAAAGAAAACAAAGAGAACGAGGCCAGGAGAGAGACCAAUGGUACAGACUCCAUGACCAAGAAAAGUGCAUCACUUACAGAAAAAGGGAUAAAGUUGGUGCAAGAAGGGCAGUAUGCACAAGCAGUCGUUUUGUUUACAGAAGCCAUCAAAUGUGACCCAAAUGAUUACAGGUUUUUUGGAAAUCGUUCUUAUUGCUUCUACUGCUUGGAACAGUACCCAAAAGCCUUGGCAGACGCUGAAAACUCCAUUCAGUUGUCUCCAGAUUGGCCCAAAGGACACUUCCGCAAAGGCAGCGCUCUCAUGGGCAUGAAGCGGUACAGUGAAGCAGAAAAGGCUAUGGAGCAGGUGUUGAAACUGGACAAAGAUUGCGAGGAAGCUGCCAAUGACCUCUACAACUGCAAAGUUCUUCAGCUCAUGGAGCUUGGUUUUGAAGAAUUACAAAGUGUACUUCUACUGGAGAGAUUUCCAACUGUGCAGGCUGUUCUGGCUUCUUGUUCCGAUGCAGCAAAAGCCGGGGGUCAAGAUCCAUCAAUUGCGCAACCAGGAAGCCCUUGUCCAUCUCUUUGGGUGGGAAAUGUAACAACUGAGAUAACAGAGAAACACUUGUGGGACCUUUUCAAAAUGCAUGGUGAGAUAGAGAGCAUUCGUGUUCUGCACGAGAGAUUCUGUGCCUUUGUCAACUUUAAGAAUGCAAACAUGGCAGCCCGUGCCAUGGAGAAACUAAAUAAUCACUGUAUUGAGAACACGCGUUUAGUUGUGCGCUACCCUGACCGUCGCCCUCAGAAGAUCCUUCCUGUUCCACUUAAAACCUUUCUCCCUGUCACACAGCAGGCAGGGGCAGCUGCUAGUCCUCGAAGACGUGGCCCAGUGAACGGAGACGAGUGUUACUUCUGGAGAACCACUGGCUGCCACUUUGGAGACAAAUGUCGCUACAAACACAUUCCUGAUCAGAAAGGCAAGGACAGGAAACCGUGGCAGCCUUGAACUUGUUUAUGCUUUCUUUUUUCUUUUUAGUUUUUAAACGCAGAGAUGCACCAAACGUGCCCGUAAAGUUGGUAUUUAUUGACUCAGCAGGUUUUGAUAGAAACAUGUUCGUAUUUACUGUAACUCUCCCUUUUUACAUCAGGGUCCAAGUGAAGAAUGGUCACAUGAGACAAACACCUGAGAGCAUGAAGGCUAUUUUAGAUAAAGACCUGAAUUGAUACCGUUUAAAAAUUCACAGUAAGCACAAGGUGAAACAACAAAMCUUUGCGUACACAGCCUUCAUAAAACACAGUGACCUAUUCCCUCUUUAAGGGACACUAAACCCAGCAUCACAUGGAAGUUAGGUGGAAGUGAAACUAGCCCACUAUAGAGGAAGUAGAAAGUCAUCGCUUUGUCAUGCACAGUUGGUAUUAUAAAUGAGCCUCAGGGUGGCUGUUUUUGUGUCAGGAUCCUUCCUCCAUCCACUACAAAAGCAGCAUUUGACCCAAAUUUUGCAUAAAUACAUUUUUUUAUUUUAAUCUUAAUUUAAUAAUCUUGGUGGAGCUGUUGCUCUCGUCUCACACCAGUCUGCCAGUAAUACCUGUUCUUGUGCCAUUGUCAGAACCAAACCAAAGACCUAAGUGGUAUUACUUGACAUUUCAGUACUUCCCCUAUGCAAAUGAAUUUUGUAAGCUAAAGAGACCUAGAAAUAGGCCUCGAAACUGUUCCACGUAGCCUUAGUAUGGUAAUGGCCAAAUGAUGUACAGUUAGAUUGAGUUUGGUUGUCUAUGUAGGUCAAUCACAAAUUUCACUUAAUUUAUUUACCAAUUGGCCUUACAUUUAAAGUUCAACAUUUGUUGUAUAUCAGACGAGUAAUAUGAACAGUUUUGUAGGGCUUUGUGUAAUAACUGGAGGAUGUUAUAACAUCAAAACUUAACAAAACUUGAUAAUGUGUAAUCCAGUAAAAACAGUACUGCUACUCAGAAAGGCUGUAGUGCUCAGUAUUUACAGUAAGUGUGUCUGAUAAGUAUUCUCUAUAUAGCAGUUUUGUUGUUUUGUUGAUCUGGAUUGUAUGAACUAAGAAUUAUGACAUAUGACUUGCUUCUGUUUGCUUGUUCAUCCUAUUCAUUGUGUGACUUGAGACAAAAACUGACCCACGUACCAAACUCAUGGAAGAUUUUUAACCAGUUUAUUUUUAUUGUAAGUUUCUUCUGAAAUCCUCAUAUCUGAAAAGUCAGACACACAGGUUUAUCACCUCUGGGACAAAUAAUCAUGUGCACAUAUGUAAAGAGCAAGAUUGUUGAAACAAAGACACUUUGAGCUUUUUAAAAGCAGUGUUUAUGAUCUUAAGGACCUCUAUUACAGUAUUUCAGUGAGCUAAAGAUUUUGAAGGCUUUAUUUCCUAAUUUCCGACACUAGACCAUGAAUUCCAAGCCCUGUGGCAUGUGUUUGCAUCACCCACUAGACAACUACAGCCCAAGUCCACACUACAUUCACAAGUAAACUAUGCACUGCGUAGUAAGAGUAUUUAUUUAGCUAUUUAUACAUUUAUUUUAUUUUGAAAUAGUAGACUUUUCUAUCUAUAUAAAGCUUUCCUUUACUGUUUAUGUUUAACAUUGUGAUUAAACUCUACAAAUGUAUGCAUCUAAUUUCUGGUUAUGGCUUACGUUAAGAGACAGUUGGCACAAAUUCUGUCACAUGCUGCACUUCUGCUUUUUUUUAAGUUUCUGUUCUUGUGGCUAAAACUUGUGACAACAGAUUUAGAAACCAAACAUUAAUACCAUUUUUGUUUCUUUAACAUCCUAGCUCAAAUCUUUAUUGAUUGGUGCUUUGUAAAAUUUUAAAGUGACUCUCAGUAAAUUAUAGUUUGUUUGUUUUUUCUGCACAUUUUCUUAUAUUUUUCUUGUACAGAUAUGUCACUUUGGUCUAUUACUGUUUUAUUUCUUGGCUUUUAGUUUCUGUUCAUCAUUUCCAACUUGUUCAAUUGAAUGCCCCUUUUUAAUUUAUACACCUAUUUUUAAUUCAAACUGUAAUUCUGUUAAUGAAUCUUUCUAAAAUUUUGUAUUACUGUACUGCAAAUAAGAGUUUUAUAUUUAAUAAACCUGUAUAACUGAG
Molecule: messenger RNA, 3809 nt
Organism: Austrofundulus limnaeus
Lineage: Eukaryota; Metazoa; Chordata; Actinopteri; Cyprinodontiformes; Rivulidae
Product: hsp70-Hsp90 organizing protein 1
Exons: 16
Coding region: 156-1715 (519 amino acids)
Molecular function (GO): RNA binding; protein binding; metal ion binding
Source: RefSeq, a predicted model, not a curated record